Molecule: messenger RNA, 1986 nt
Organism: Perca fluviatilis (European perch)
Lineage: Eukaryota; Metazoa; Chordata; Actinopteri; Perciformes; Percidae
Gene: tmem129
Product: transmembrane protein 129, E3 ubiquitin protein ligase
Exons: 7
Coding region: 86-1186 (366 amino acids)
Biological process (GO): protein ubiquitination
Cellular component (GO): endoplasmic reticulum; membrane
Molecular function (GO): ubiquitin protein ligase activity
Source: RefSeq, a predicted model, not a curated record
GUCUUAUGUUAGAGACGUGUAGAAGAAGAAACUUAUAAGGAAGUAGCAUAGUCCUACGGUAGUAGUGAACGAACCUAGAUAAAGUAUGGAGAGUCCGGAGUUAACUUUUACUUUGGCUUAUAUAGUGUUCUCUCUCUGCUUCGUGUCUACGCCCAACGAGUUCCGUUCGGCCGGUUUAACCAUCCAGAAUUUGUUUUCGUCCUGGCUGGGUAGUGAGGAUGUGGGCUUCAUCCAGUACCAUGUCAGGAGGACCAGCAUUACCGUAUUGGUCCACUCCGCACUGCCUUUAGGUUACUACAUGGGGAUGUGUAUCGCUGCUCCAGAAAAAAACCUAGGAUACAUUCACCAGGUGAGUGACAGCUGGAGAGCAUUUCUCCUCUUCUCUAUAUGCCUUCAGUUGACCAGCUGGAUACUCGUCAUCUACUGGUCCCACCGUCACUGGCACAACCAUCCAAUCAGCCGGGCCCUGCAGGCCCACAUACAGCCUCCUUACUACAGUUGGGGCUCUGUGGCAACCAGCAUCAACGAUGAGUUCAGACGCAUAGAUAAGUUUGCUACAGGGGCGCCUGGAGCCAGAGUUAUCAUUACUGACAGCUGGGUGUUAAAGGUGACCACCUAUCAUGUCUACAUGGCCUUACAGAGUGAAUGUCAUGUGACAGUGACAGAGUCCAGACAGCACCAGCUGAGUCCAGACUCGGCUUCCCCCACACAGAUAUUGACACUGCGGGUGGACAGCAUCAACCCUGCUGUCAGACCCUUUGAUAUCAGGCUCAACUCUACAGAGCAUGCAGAGUUCAGAGAGAAACUACAUGCACCCAUCAGAAACUCUGCCAAUGUAGUGAUCCACCAAACCAUAAGUGAACUCUUCCUGGAAAUAUUUAGAGCCCAGGUGGACCUCAAUCAACUGUACACACUCCCCAGUGGACAGGAAAUGGAGCCCUGUAUAGGCUGUAUGCAGGUUCCAGCAAGCACCAAGCUGGUCAGACUCUGCCAUACAGAAGGAGGAGAUAAUGAGUCGGAGUGCCAGCAGUGUUUCUGCAGACCAAUGUGGUGCCUGUCCUGUCUUGGCCGAUGGUUCGCCAGUCGCCAAGACCAGCAAAGACCCGAGACCUGGUUGUCUAGCAGAGUCCCCUGCCCCACCUGUAGAGCCAAAUUCUGUAUACUGGACAUCUGCAUGGUCCACUGACAAGACACACACAUACAGAUCCGAACAGACCUUUUACUCUUGAAAUAAUGUUGAGGUGUGUUUUUAUCCAACAUUCAGCAACAAAACUCUGAAGAGAAGCAGUGGACAGGACAUUGGACUGAACUUAGUUAUGUACCUGUAGUUUAUUCUGUGCUUUCAAUAAGGAAUGAUUAUUUACAGUAUAAUUUACAGUAAUUACAAUGCUCUGAAAUUUGUUUUGAACCCCAACAUAGUGUAAAAUGACAUGAUCAAUGUGACAUUUUGGGAGAUAUGUUUGGUUGGUGUUUUAACCCCAGUCAGACUUAUCUGACUGGGGUUAAAACACCAAACAAACGUAUUUUGGGAGAUGCCUUUUAAGGCACCAUAUUAGUUACCAUGAUCUAUCUGCAAUCAGUAAAGAGACAUCCAGACUGUGUUUUGGUUAGAAAAAAGACUUUUAACAAUGACCAGGACCUGUUCAUCCACUUCAGAAUGUUCUAAAGAGGCGAAAUAAAACUGACUGACAUCAAAAUGUAAGCAGCCUUUAAGAGCAAAUCUCAAGUUAUCACUUGGUUAUACACAUGUAUACUCUGAGCAGGAAAAGUCAAUCAGACACAAGGAUUUAACAACUUGCAUCCGCCUCAUUGUUUAUUCUUUCACAAAUCCUUAUAUGUUCUCAGUAAUAAUGUUAUUCUGCAAAACACAAUUGGUGUUUUUAAUUUUAAGGAGCGACUUGCAGGUUGGAGACCCCAGUAAAUUAAUGUUUAGGGAAAUGUAGAAACUAGAUUUUCGGGGGAGGUGAAAUACAUCCAUAUACACAA